Quercus lobata is the source of this 1389-nucleotide messenger RNA. RefSeq names its product protein FAR1-RELATED SEQUENCE 5-like. The transcript has 4 exons. The record is from RefSeq and is a predicted model, not a curated record. The coding region runs from base 1 to 1389 and encodes 462 amino acids. NCBI's taxonomy places the organism in Eukaryota, Viridiplantae, Streptophyta, Magnoliopsida, Fagales, Fagaceae.
AUGUUACCUUCUCAAAGAAUUAUUACUGAUAUUCAAGCUAUUGAAAUUGAGUUGGCAGAUAAUUCAGGUAUACCACCUAAAUUGGCACAUGAAUUGAUGAGUCGUCAAGUUGGAGGUAGAGAAAAUCUUGGUUUUACUAAGCAAGAUCAUAAGAAUUAUUUGAGGACUAAGAGGAAAAUAGAUUUGCAGCAAGGUGAAGUUGGGGGUCUUUUGAAUUAUUUUCUUAGUCAAGUAUCAGAAAAUCCAUCAUUCUUUUUUCGAGUUCAAUUGGAUGUUGAAGACCAAAUCACUAACAUAUUCUGGGCUGAUGCUAAAAUGAUUUUCGACUAUGGUAUAUAUGGUGAUGUGGUAUUCUUUGACACAACUUACAGGACCAAUAAAGAGUGUCGACCUUUUGGAGCAUUUGUUGGAGUAAAUCAUCAAUAUCAGCUAGUUGUAUUUGGGGCCUCUUUGUUAUAUGAUGAAACUAGUCAGUCAUUUGAAUGGCUGUUUCAUACAUUUUUUGAGUGUAUGUCCGGUAAAAAGCCAAAGACAAUAUUUAUUGACCGAGAUCCUGCAAUGGCAAAGGCAAUAUCUUUAGUGAUGCUAGAGACUUAUCAUAGAUUGUGCUUAUGGCAUAUUUAUCAAAAUGCGAUUAAAAAUCUUAAUCAUCUAUUUAAGAGCCAAAAAACCUUCAAUGCUGAUUUUAGAAGUUGCAUAUAUGAUGGUGAGUAUGAAGAGGAGUUCAUUAGUGCUUGGGAGAAUAUGUUGGAAAAUAUGAUCUUCAAGAAAAUGAAUGGUUGCAAGAUCUAUUUAAAGUGCGAGAAAAGUAGGCUAUGGUGUAUGGGAGAAAUACAUUUUCUGGUUGUUGAUGAUGUCCGUUAUAAUGAAGUUUGUGCAAACUAUGACAUGAGCCAAAAAAUUCCCACUUUGAAGGUUAAUGUUCCUUUGUUGAAACAUGCCAGAGAUAUCUACACAGGAGCUAUUUUUACUAUGUUCCAAGAUGAGUUCGAAAAGUCAUUGAUGGUGGUUGUUGACAGCCAUAUUUUGAAAGUACUCGAUGAGAUGAAGAUUAAGUUGAUGAUCCCUGAACAAUUCAUAUUGAAGAGAUGGACCAAGAAUGCAAGGGCUGGAACUGUCUUGGAUAUUCAUGAGUGUGAGGUACAAAAUGACCCUAAGCUAGAAAUGCGAGCUCGUUAUAGAAAUUUAUGCACCACUUAUGUUAGAUUGAUGGGUAAAGCUGCUGAAUCUAAAGAGGCAUCUGAUUUCAUUCUAAGUCUUGCAACUCAUGCAGCAAAGUAUUUCCCAAGGCUUGCACUCAAAAAGGAAAGCAAAUACAACAUCACUGUCAUAGUGAUGACUCUAGAGAGGCACAAUGAAGAAACUGCAAGAUUCAAACACAAAGUCUAA